GAAAAAUUAAGUGCACUGAAUAACUUUUGUUAACGAUAUUCAUUAAAAAAACUAUUUUAUUAUAUAUUCAUCGUUGAACAGUUGUGGUACACGCGUUGUUCAAAAGAAAAACUUGGAGGGAAAAAAAGAGAGGCUUUCAUCCUUCAAUGCAUCUAAAUCACCCCAGUAUUGAUAGGAAUAUAAAUCAUCCUAUAUGGCUUGAUAAUCAGAAAUGCACAAAUUACACUUCCACUUCUAGGAUGAAGUAAUUACAGUCGAUAUCCAAAUAGGAAGCUUACGCCAGCUGCAACUUCAGUCCGACUUCGUACAUGUGGAAACAACUGUUAUCCAGGAACUAAUGAUUACAUUGACCAUCAUAGAACACCAAGUGCACCGAAUUUAAGAUAUGACAUACCAGUAGAUUAUCAAACUGUUUCACAGGAUUAUAGAUCAUCAUUUGCACGUAGACCGCGUCAACUGUUACGUAGAAAAGAUGCCAUUCAAGCUGCACCGUCAAAUAUGCUACCUGAAGAUAAGUCAUUAUAUCGGUCCACAUAUACUGGGAGAAUGUGUGCACCUGCAAUUAGAGUUCAGCCACGUGAUGAAGGUAUAAAUGGCCUUGAGACAACUCAACAAAGAGCUAGAAGCUUAUUGAAAUCAAAAGAUUUAAUUGAAAUUGACAGUGAUAUUUACAAACAAAUUUAUCCUUGCACAAAUGAUUCCACAUAUAGGACAGAUUUCAAUGAACACAUUUUUCAAGAUGUUCAAUACGAUACACUUCCAAAUAUUGAUUCUAGAAAUCAAGAUGAUUCAACUGAUUAUCGUGAAAAUUAUCAUUCAUGGAUUAAGCCUUCUAUGAAUAAUGAAAUUAUACAACGAGUUGGUUAUAAUUGGAAACCAAAACCUGCUGUUUAUCUCCCAGAAGAUCCUAGUAAACAUGAACCAAUCGAAUCUAAUUCUGUAUAUCGUUUAAAUUUUAUUAAUUAUUCUGAAGAUUCAUUGAAAAAUUGUAGAAAUCGUAGUCAAAAGGCUUGUUAUUCAGCUAUUAAAGAAGAUAAUCUAUUGAGUAGUUAUGAUGGAAAACAGGAAAGUAUUCCAAAUACUUUAUAUCGAGAUUCUUAUAUUGGUCAGCAUGGUGUAGAUAAUUGGAGUGAUCGACAUACCCUACAAAAUACAUCAUCAAUUACAUUACGAACUGGACCAUAUCAACAAAAUGAUGAAACCUAUUGGUUUGGCGUAGAUAUGACAUCAUUUAGAGAUAAUAAAGAAUCAAUGUUUAUGGAAUCAUCAUAUUUAAAUAAUUCUUAUGAAAAAUUAAAAGUUUAAAUUAAGAAGGAGAG
Molecule: messenger RNA, 1319 nt
Organism: Heterobilharzia americana
Lineage: Eukaryota; Metazoa; Platyhelminthes; Trematoda; Strigeidida; Schistosomatidae
Source: the annotation of a GenBank genome assembly